AUGCGUCUCAUCAAGCAAGUUCGGACUCUCGUUACCAAAGACCUGCUGAUUAUCGUAUGGCGACGAUGGUUCUCAACUGCACUACGGGCUCUGGCCUUGCCCAUCGUCUACAUUUGGCUCAUCUCUUACGUCCGAAACUUCUUCAUGCCUCCCUCGAAUUACGGCUUCGGUCACCAGAGAUCAAUUCGCUCUCUUUCCGAUGUCCUCAACGACUCUGAGUUGCUUGGCGGGCGUAACACCGUCGCCUUUGUUCACAAUGGAAAUACUGGAGGUCAAAUUGAAGCCUUGAUUAACACCCUAUCUGCCCUACUGCUCGAUGAAGGUGUCAAUAUUGAAAUCUUGUCCUCUAACGACGACCUAUUCACCACCUGCCAAAGCUCUUUGCGUGGAACUUCUCGCUGUUACGCCGCAGCUAGCUUCACGUCUUCCCCCACUGAAAACGAAGGAUUUUGGAACUACACCGCCAUCGCCGAUUUUAGUCUGGGUACUCGUAUCUUUGUCGAUCGGAGUGACAAUGAUGCCCAGCUCUACUCCCUCCCUUUCAUUCACGCCAUCGACGCCGAAAUUGCAAACCAGGCUGGGCUUGAUCUCCCGCAGACUAUCCUCGAGUCCCCGUUUACCUCCGAAACGGUCCAGGACCGCAAUGACGAGGUGCAAGAAUUCUUCAUGAGAGCUUUGAUCAACUAUCUCGCAGUUGUAUUCUUCAUUGGUAUUUGCGGUGUUACUUAUCACUUGCCCGGUCACAUGUCUUCGGAACGAGAGUCAGGCAUGUCCCAGCUCAUCGACACAAUGGUUCCGAACCGGCAUCAGUGGCACUCCCAGGUCGCCCGAGUUCUCGCAACCCACAUCUCCUUUGACAUUGUCUACAUUAUAUCAUGGCUCUCUAUAGGGGCCAUUGUCUCCUCCUUGGUCUUCCUGCACACUGAUCCCGCCAUUGUAGUGCUUUACCAUCUCUUGGCUGGCUUCGCACUGACGGGUUACUCCCUCUUCGGGGGCAGUCUUUUCCGCCGGUCACAGCUCUCCGGCAUCACUGUUCUGAUUGUCUCGCUCGCUCUGGCCAUCGUGGCCCAAUUCGUUCUCGACUCCAUUGUGGCUCAAUGGGUCCUUUCGGUUAUUUUCCCCUCAGUAAAUUACACCAUGUUCAUCAUCUACCUUGCUAAAUGGGAAAGUCAACUGCAACCAGCCAAUCUCCUCCAAGACCCUCCAGACAUUGGAAGACCUUCGAUCCCUGGUUAUGCCAUUUUUAUCCUGAUGGCUGUGCAACUGGUAAUUUACCCCUGGCUUGCUACCGCCUCUGAGAUAGUCCUCUACGGGACUGCCUCGAAGCACCGAAGUCUCGAAUCGAGAGCGGGGAGAGAGCAUGGCACUGUUGACGUCCGCAACUUCUCAAAAUUCUACUACCCUAGCUGGUGGCAAAUGGACAAGCCUGUCGUCAAGGCGGUGGAGAACUUGACGUUUACGGCAUUAAGAGGCCGGAUUGUGGUGCUACUUGGUGCUAACGGCAGUGGGAAGAGUACCACGUUGUCAGCGAUUUCUGGGAUUCACUCGAUAUCUUCAGGCCAUAUCGACUUGGAUGGUACCGGUGGCCUUGGCCUUUGCCCUCAGAAGAACGUGUUGUGGGACGAUUUAACGGUGUCUGAACAUGUGCGAAUCUUCACUCGGUUGAAGAACGCGCAGAAGCAAACGGACUCACGUCGAAACAUCCUCCACCUCAUCCGCGGCUGUGAUCUGGAAGCAAAGACGAAUAAGAAGUCAAAGGCUCUCUCGGGAGGUCAGAAGCGCAAGUUACAGUUGGCCAUGGCUUUUACUGGGGGAUCCCAAGUUUGCUGCAUCGAUGAAGUCUCCUCUGGACUUGACCCGCUCUCCCGCCGCAAGAUUUGGGAAAUUUUGCUUUCGGAGAAAGGAAAGCGGACCUUCCUCCUAACCACUCACGCUCUCGACGAAGCUGAUGCUCUCUCGGAUGACAUUGUCGUGCUAUCCAAAGGCACCCUCAGAGCUCAUGGCUCCGCUGUCGAGCUCAAGAACAGAUUUGGUCGUGGCUACCGCGUUCUUGUUCCUCAUAACAUGAUCCAGCGGCAUGAGAUUCAACAGAUCAUGGGCAACCACAGGUAUUCCAUGACUGAAUCAGGCCCACUAUUCCAAGUGUCAGACGCCGCCGAAGCUAAUCAGCUUGUUGCUUCUCUCGAGAAGCGACGGAUCCCCAGAUACCAGGUCAUUCCCCCCACCAUCGAGGAUGUCUUUAUGGAACUUGCCGAUGAGCUCAAAGAGGAGCCGAUUCUGGGCGCUGCAAAGCCCUCCGGCUCCGUUGUUGCCGGUCUCAAGCUUCCACCAGGUACAGCAUUGAUGUCGUCGACGGAAUUCGCCCUGAACAAGGAUACCUUCGACCUCAUGAAAGGUGGUGGAAGUACCUUUUUUGGACAGGUCUGGAUUAUAUUCUGUAAGCGCCUCAGGAUCCUGACCCGCAACUAUCUACCCUAUUGCUGUGCCGUCCUAGUACCACUGAUCACUGUUGGCCUGGCAACAUUCUUUCUCGCUGGUUUUGAGGGACUCAAUUGCUCGUUAGGAGCUAAUGCAAACAACCCGGCCGUGCAAAAUUUGGCCGUUCUAGAUACUUACUGGGGCCUCGACAUCCCUAUUGCGCCUGCUGACGAGUUUGAUGAGUCAAGACUUUCCCCGCUGUAUGGACAAUAUGUCGCAAACAUAGUACGGUUGGGCACGUACGUCGAAUUUGAGGUCUACAUUCGACAGAACUUCCGCAGCGUCGUGCCCGGAGGUUUCUGGAUUGGCAACACCACCUCUUCGACUCCUUGGCUUUCCUAUAAGGCUAAUGACGGCCUGUACAACUCCGUUUUGGCCAAGGUAGCCUUGGACUCCUACCUUCUCAACACCAACAUUGUUGCUUCCUUCUCCACCUUUGCACUUCCCCUCGCCGCCAGCACUGGAGACUCCCUGCAGCUCGUGGUAUACUUCACCUUCGCAAUGUGCGCCUGCUGCGGUUUCUUCGCCCUAUACCCCACGUUUGAACGGCUGAGCAAAGUUCGUGCCCUGCAUUACAGCAAUGGUGUUCGAUCAGCACCGCUCUGGCUGGCCAAUAUUCUCUACGACUCCAUUUUCGUCGUCAUCAUCAGCGCCGCUGCGAUUGUCCUCUUCACUGGUCUGUCGGAUCUCUGGUGGGAACCAGGCUACCUGUAUGUGGUGUUCUUCCUCUUCGGCAUCUCGUCGACAUUACUGUCUUAUAUCGUGUCAUUGUUCGCAACUUCUCAACUUGCUGCAUAUGCGUUUUCCGCCGGAGGCCAAGCAGUUUUCGGCCUCAUCUACUUCAUCCUAUAUCUUGUCAUGAUCACAUACAGCCAGCCGACACGGCUGCUGACAGAUCUCAACACCGUCCAGUAUACACUUGGCCUGAUCACGCCGUCGGGAAACUUAUUGAGGGCGAUGCUACUGACCCUGAAUCAGUCUCAGCUGCUUUGCCGCAACCAAAGCUACAUCUCUUACCCCGGUAAUAUGGAGGUCUAUGGCGGCCCAAUACUCUAUCUCGUCCUCCAGAUCUUCGUUUUCUACACGUUCCUAGUUUGGUAUGAUAGCGGGUGGCGACCAUCUCUCUUGCCAUUCACAAAGCACCUCCCUCGGCCCGUCGACACGGAGAAAGACUCAGAGACAAUAGACCCUGAUGUUGCUGCCGAAGUUACCCGCUGCGAGAAUUCAACCGAUGGUCUACGUGUUUUACACCUGAGUAAGCGCUUCGGCCUCCACAGCCCACCCGUGGUCGACAACAUCACAUUCGGAAUCCAACACGACUCGGUCUUCGCCCUUCUUGGGCCCAAUGGAGCCGGGAAAUCUACCACCAUCAGUCUAAUCCGAGGAGACCUUCACCCAUCCACCCGCAUCAGUGACAUCCAAAUCGAGGGUUUCUCUGUACGUGCCCACCUAUCCACCGCACGACAACGUCUAGGUGUCUGUCCACAGUUCGACGCUAUGGAUCAGAUGACUGUGACAGAGCAUCUACGGUUUUAUGCCUCCGUCCGCGGCGUACGCCGAGCCAACAUCUCCUACAAUGUGUCCACCGUCCUACACGCUAUCGGACUCUACCCCUUCCGCCAUCGCCAAGCAGCCCACCUCUCUGGAGGUAACCAACGCAAACUCAGCCUAGGUAUUGCGAUCAUUGGGAACCCCUCAAUCCUCCUCCUCGAUGAGCCCUCCUCAGGAAUGGAUGCCGUCGCCAAACGAAGCAUGUGGCGUGUUGUCCGCGGCAUCAAGGCCGGCAGAGGCGUGGUUAUGACAACGCACAGCAUGGAAGAGGCCUCUGCCCUUGCUGACCGUGUCGGCAUUCUCGCGAGGCGGAUGUUGGCCCUGGGGACCACAAACUCACUGCGAGGCCGUUAUGGCGGAAUCUACCAUGUUCGUCUGGUCCAUGAACACGGCGCAGGCAUGAGCGAGGACGAAGGACGAAGGUUGAAAUCCUGGGUAACCGGAAACAUCCCAGGCGCUGUUCUCGGCGACGAAGAUGGCACGUUGUUGCAUGGACAGCUGGAAUUUACGAUACCCACCACGAUCGAGGUUGCUGUCAAGAGUCAUGGUGAAGACCAAACAGAAAAUCAGACCCAAUCGCAAUGGACGAAUGCAGCAGCGAUUCUUUUAGAUCUAUUGGAGCGCCACAAAGUAGGGAUGGGGAUCAAAUACUACUCGUUCAGCGAGACUACGCUAGAAGAUGUAUUCUUAGCAGUGGUUGGGAGGCACCGUGUUGCAGAAGAGGAGGCGUUGAAAGGGAGUGGGAAAACAUUAGGGAAGAAGCCAUGGAGCAGGAUAGUCCGGUGA
Messenger RNA from Rhinocladiella mackenziei CBS 650.93, 4815 nucleotides. RefSeq lists its product as uncharacterized. Gene Ontology annotation, molecular function: lipid carrier activity; ABC-type transporter activity; ATP binding. The coding region runs from base 1 to 4815 and encodes 1604 amino acids. Gene Ontology annotation, cellular component: intracellular membrane-bounded organelle; membrane. Gene Ontology annotation, biological process: lipid transport; transmembrane transport. The transcript has a single exon. The record is from RefSeq and is a predicted model, not a curated record. NCBI's taxonomy places the organism in Eukaryota, Fungi, Ascomycota, Eurotiomycetes, Chaetothyriales, Herpotrichiellaceae.